Molecule: messenger RNA, 255 nt
Organism: Cylicostephanus goldi
Lineage: Eukaryota; Metazoa; Nematoda; Chromadorea; Rhabditida; Strongylidae
Source: the annotation of a GenBank genome assembly
GGUCGAGGACGGCAACCUAUGCAAAUGAAUCAACAAAUGGGACCACAGGGCGGAAUGGGCCGCGGCAGUAUCCCUGGUGGACAGAUGAGUGGUCAAGCGCAUAUGGGCUCGCAGCAUAUUCCUGAAGGUCAACAAGUGAUGGGACAACAGAUUGGUGGACAUGCAAUGGGUUCGCAACAAAUGUCUCAUCAGAUGGGUCAGACGUCGAUGUCCGGACAGCAGCAGUACUAUAUGCAGCAGUCAGAUCAGAGGUGA